Alternaria atra is the source of this 3483-nucleotide messenger RNA. RefSeq lists its product as uncharacterized. The record is from RefSeq and is a predicted model, not a curated record. The transcript has a single exon. Gene Ontology annotation, molecular function: protein kinase activity; ATP binding. Bases 1 to 3483 code for a protein of 1160 amino acids. NCBI's taxonomy places the organism in Eukaryota, Fungi, Ascomycota, Dothideomycetes, Pleosporales, Pleosporaceae. Gene Ontology annotation, biological process: protein phosphorylation.
AUGCCGCUGCUAUCAGCCGACAAUGGCGACUCGAGUAGGAGUGCCAGCCGGCAGCGGGCGCGUACCGAAGUUGCCGAGCACAGGAGCAUGUGGGACCGCCUCAACUUCCAGAAGAUUGGCUCCUGGCUGAAGAAGGACGAGCACACUCCGCCGCCCUCGCCUACCAGGUUUGCCAAGCAGGCUGGUGGUGUGAACAAGGAAGGCAAAGAGAACAAGGAGGACAAGCAGGAGAUGAAAAGGCCUCACUCGAGUGGUGGAUUGCUGGGUAGGAGAGGCAGCAAGAAGGUCAUCCCGGGGCUGCCUAGACCCCUGACCUUCAAGCGAAUGCAGAGCGAGAAGAGAGACAAGCUGCUCGAGGUGCCUGAGAGCGAACCACGAAGAGCUGUGUCGGAAGACCGCAAGAGCUCCGUCCCCUCGAAACGAAACGUCUCGCCACCUCCCAUGUCUGUUCCCUCCAUGUCCGCCCCCGACGUCCUGAGCCCACACGAGAGCAACAGUGAGAAGGAGAAAGAGCCAUUGCCAAAGGAAGAGCCGCUGCCAGAGGAAGAGCCGUUCCCAGAGAUGGAACGCGGCGAACGCACUAUUGGCGGGGGACCAGACUCGAACAUACCGGCAGGCGCGCGGCAGGUGGAUUAUGGCAUAGAGGAGCCCGAAGACUACAUGUCUGCAGGUGAUGUCUCCACAAUUGAGGGGCCGCCUCCAGUAGAAAGGCCACCGCCAGCAGAGCCAGCAGACGCCUUCUCGGAACACGGCUCGCAUCGUUCAGGCUCAGACAUAGACGAUAUACGGUUGCAGGAGGAGCUCGAGGCAAAGUGGAUCCUGAACCUCAGCAUGCACUUUCGAGACAUGUCAGAUCGCGAAAAGUUCUUCGUCACAUUCGCCGAGGAGCCAAACAGAUGGAGGAGGGUAACAGUGUCGUGCGACUACCGGCACCUGGAGCCUGAGUCGCUCGAGGCUGACCUCAAGACGCUGCACUACCAACGCGACAAGAGCUCACGAAUAUACGAAGCGAUCCGUGACUCCCUGCCGGCCAUCCAAUUCUAUGAUACCGUCACGAACCUCAAGCUCGAAACAGCGGAUGGUCGUCUUCACGUGCACGUCACGGAGGAUGUUAACGAGAUCAUCCCAUACCCGGCCACAUCGGCGAUUGAACACCUGGACUGCAAGCGCUUCCGAGAGAACGCAGUUUCCUUCGACUCCCACAUCUCAGGCUUUGUGUACAAAGUCUCUGUCAACAAUCGGACAUACAUCAAGAAGGAGAUCCCUGGUCCAGAUGCAGUCGAGGAGUUCCUGUACGAGAUCAACGCUCUUGUCAGCCUGCAAGAAUCCAAAUCAGUCAUCAGGUUCGAAGGCGUUAUAGUCGAUGAGCAGAACGCGCUCAUCAAGGGUCUACUAAUUAGCUACGCCGAGCAAGGCGCGUUGGUGGAUAUGAUCUAUGACUUUAAGCCAACAGGGCAACUGUACUGGGAACGCCGCGAACGAUGGGCACGGCAGAUCAUCGAGGGUCUGUCCGAGAUUCACGAAGCCGGAUUUGUGCAGGGCGACUUUACACUUUCAAACAUUGUCAUUGAUAAUGACGACAAUGCCAAGAUCAUCGACAUCAACCGUCGUGGCUGCCCUGUCGGCUGGGAGCCACCUGAGCUGGCCAAGCUUAUCGAAAGCGGACAACGAAUAUCGAUAUAUAUUGGCGUCAAAUCGGAUCUCUACCAACUGGGCAUGGUGCUGUGGGCGCUAGCAGAACAACAAGACGAGCCGGAGCGCCAGCAAAAGCCUUUAACUCGCACACUCGAUCGGCAGAAUACUGAUGUGCCAGUGUACUUCCGCGACAUCAUCAGAGCCUGUCUCAGCGACGCGCCCCGAGCAAGACCAUCAGCAGCAAACCUUCUCAAGUGGUUCCCCGAGGAUAUCCUAGAUACAGACUUCAAGCCCAAGGCUGCUAUUAGAAGCAGUGUCUCCACACACAGGAGCGACAAAGAGUACAUCGACCCCAGGACGGCAGUCGAUCUUGAGGACAUAUCGAAACACCGCCGCCACUCAAGACAGCAGUCGUCAUUCGAAGAGAUUCACGUGCCGCGCACAGAGUAUCCCGCUUCCUCUGGCUCAUACAUCAUUCCCAACAAUCACUCCGAUCGUGGACGCUCACCUGACCCUUUGAGCAUCGGUGACAGAAACGGACGGAGUGAAUACUCGCCUUAUCCCGCUCACCGAUCAGUCAUGUCACUCGACGACUCAGAACUUGAGAACGAGCUUGCAAGUCUACCAGCUAGUAGAGAGACAAGAUGGGAGCAGGUUUACAUUGAUGGUGAUACCAAACUAGUCCAAAGAGGAUGCGCCGACCUUGACGUCCACGACUUUACCACACAAGAGCCCAAAGAUAUAUGCAUCACCAGCCCCCCAGUGGAGAUGGAGAAUUCGUUUCUAGGUAGCAAGUCAGCUGAAGAUACCCCUCUGAGGGUGUCGUUUGUCGGUGGGCUCCAACCGGCUGAGCCACACUCCAUGGAAAGCAGCCUACAAGAAUCAUCUGUCCGGGGUCAUGAUCGAGAGGUAGAGAACAAGGCUUCAUUUAGCAGUCGAGUGCAUGAGCUGGCACAAACACAGCCAGAGCACACACCUUCAGAGCUAGAUGCUACGCCAGACUAUUAUGAGGGUCGGCAGUUUCAUAUACCUGACUCUGCUGUACUCGCCAACCUGGAAUACGAUGUUGCUAUGGACUCUUCCGCCUCCAACACUGCUCCUCCAUCACGGGUAAGCACUGGCUUCUCUGUCUUCGAUCGCCCCGAACAUUCGCGGAGAGUUGGAACCGGUCUCUCGAUCGCGCACGGAUAUCGAAUGCCACUGCAUCAAGAUUCAGGCUUUGAGGAACCCGAGCGGAGAUCGUUUGAAAGUGAGCGGAUGCGCCAAAGUCUUGAUGAAAGUAUCAAAGAUCUGAACUUUUCCAGUGAAGACGAGGCAAGGAUUGAUGAGCGACUAUGGGAUGAGAAAGGAGGCCCAGUGUUCGGCGAGGGUGUCCGUGGAGCCGAGCUAGAGAUCAGGCCGGAGCCCAUACCCAUAUUCACCAUCCCAGCAUCGCCGCAGAAGAAAGAGAAACAGAAACAGGCGCGCACAUCAAUGCCACCUCCACCGCUACCUAGUGUCGGGCCCUCCAAUGUACUCAGUGUUGAAGAUGUCCAAGACAAAGCUUUGGAAGAGAAGAACUCAAACACCACUAUCCGAGCGCCCAGCAUUCGUACACCGGACUCCAAACGCGCAGGCCCGAAAGCCGUCGACUCCAUGGAUGUCGUUUCAACGGACACCAAACACACUUCAAAGAAAGCAAACACCAUUGGUUCAUCAUCUAAAGACAAACUGCCAGGCAAGCCAACGCACGACCCUUUCCUCGAUGAAUACAUGUCACCAGCCGAGGACGACGACGAUGACGAAGAUGACAACCAUCGCGCAUCGAACGAUCUCUCCGCCUACCUCUCCCAGUCUAUUUCCUUUUAA